CUCCAACUUUUGCACCACCAAAUAAGGGGAGGGAAAAUGUAAGGGUCUUGCUGCAGCUGCUAGGACGCACUGAGUACUGCUUUGAUACAAGUGUAUCUAAUGUCCCCAGCACAAGGGACUUAAGGGGCGCCACACAUUCUUCUCCAUUUUCCCUGCAGCUCGCAGAGGUGGCGGUUGAGUUUAGAAGACCUUGCCAAGCAGGCCGACACCAUGCUGCGCGCUCCCAAGUGUUCUAGGUGCCGGAACCAUGGCUUUGUGGUACCGGUCAAGGGCCAUGCAGGCAAGUGUCGCUGGAAGCAGUGCCACUGCGAGAAGUGCAACCUCAUCAUCGAGCGCCAGAAGAUCAUGGCCAAGCACAAGAUGCUCGUGAAUCAGGCGGCCGAGGAUGGGCAGGAAGCGGUCCUGGACGCGCAGGCACCCCCGCCAGCUGCCAACCCGGGGCCAGGCCUGCGCCCGCCAGCUCUAUUGCCCCGGCCGGGGCCUGAGACCUCCCGCUUCCCGGUGAGGCCCCUGCGAGGCCAGAGCCCCGGGCCCAGUGCCUUCUGGCCUUCCCUGGACAACCACGGGCAGGGCCAGGUAGGGCUGCCCAGCCGCAGGCCGCCCCAGCUCGGGUCCGAGGCCGCUGGCAAGCUGUGCCCUGGCCACCCGGAGCCACUGAGGCCCGCCUCCAGCCUGCUGUUCGUGGACUUCGGGCACCCUCUGAGCAUUAACUUGGCCUCCAUGGUGGGGGCUGAGUACCUGGAGAGAGAGCCUUCCAAGCUGUACCUUGGCUACUCCACCAUGUACUCCUACCACCAGUUCCCACUGGGCUACCAGGAUGCAUCCCCAGCCAUGCAGAAGGGCUUCCGGCAUGCCCCCUGUGCCAGCUACCAAGGAGGAGUCUUGACAACCAGGCUUCGGAGGUGCCUAGUGAGCCCCACCCACCCUCAGCUCAGGAGCAGUCUGACUAAGCCCACCGCCUUCCAGGCCAGUUGUGGAUGUCGGGGAUGGCAGCAGGGAUUUUCUCGUCUGUGUUUAGUGUUGUGCAAGGAGGAAGGAUAUUGAGAGGUGUAAGGUGGGAGCUAACUCCCAUUUUGAGCCAGAAGGAAGGAGGGUGGUUUCUGAGGUCUCUGACCCCGAAUCGUGGGGCUGUAGAGACAGAGGGGGAGGACAUGGCAAGAGGAAGCCAGGGCUCUGAGGAGUGGGGCUGGUGGAGCUCACAUUGGAAAUGAAUUUAACCGUCCUGAGUGCUGUUCAGCAGAGACACUCAGGGGCAGCCUUUGACCUCUUCAGGUGCCACUCAGGACAGAAGGUACCAUUUAUUUCAGCCUUCUGAGGCACCACUGCUAUCAGGUGCAGCAGCCAGGCCUGGGGUGUUGACAGCAGGUUCUGCAGCGUCCUUGCCUUUGCCUGGCUGUGCCCCUCACCCCUUUGCUGGAAGACGACCUGACCAAUGAAGCCACUUUACUGCUCUCCACCAAGUUUAAGCUACGAUAGGCCUCAUUUUUGGUUUAAAAAUCUGUUCAGGUUUCAUUAUUUGAUGUUUUUAUAUCUGGGAGCACUGAUGCCGUUUUCUGAGAAUUAAAUGAGCCGUGACAUCAGGGGUUUCUUCUCUGGGGACACUUGACUGUUGAAAUAAAAUAGCAGAAAUCCUGGCAGAAGGUGUGCUCUCUUUAAUCCGCAUGGGAGGCUAUGUCAGGCAAGAGUGUAGGUCAGGCUGGGAGAGCCUGGUACAGGGCUCGUCACAUGGGCAAGUCCUUCCCAUUCCCCAUUCCCCUUUGACUUAGUUAUCAAGUCAAGGUCAGGCCAGGCUAGAUUUCUCUAUUAUGGUUUUAAGAAGUGGAGACUCUUUGAGGAAAUCUGAUACAGACAGACAAAAUGUAAAGGUUUCUUUUAGUUUCCCUUCUCUAGCCACUUUUAUGGUCCCUACAGAGGAACAUGGUUCACAAAACCAGAACUUGGGUCCUGUUCUGCUGUUUUAGGGUCCUGGGCCUUGUCCCUCAGUUUCACUUCUUUAUUUAAAAAAACAUUGUGUGUCUUGACUACAUCCAGAACCUGGUCCUCCCCAGCUCUGCCAGUGAGGAGCACAGCAUCCAGUGAGGGAGACAGUGCCUGAACAGAGAGGGCAGAGGGGUGAGGGGGGCCAGAGAAAGCCUUGUGGUGGAGCUGCAGUCUCACCACUUCUCAGAGGGCAGGUGAGUCAGGUGAAGCAGAGGCAUGGGUACUUCCAGUGGGUGUGGCAGGAAGAGCUGCAGUGGAGGGUCCAGGUGGGGGGCUGGAGCUGGCCUCAGGAGUGAAAGCUGACCCGCUUGCUGUGGCAUCUGUGGCCUGGGUGUCUGCCAUCCCCCUGGUCCUGCGACAGCUGCAGGACCACUGAGAAGGGAUGGAGGGCCCCAGGCCUGGCUCUGUCUAUUGCAUAAGGACUCUGUUCCUCACAUGCUGGCUCUGGGAAGGGGCCAGGGGCCUGGCUUAGCCUGUCCUGCUGGUACAGUAGGCCUGGCUUAGUGACCCCUUUUCAUUACACUUUGGUUUUAGAAAGUCUUUUGAACCAGACUGCACCAGUCAAUAAAGCCGUUUUCCCAAUGUGGUCAGCACUCACAGGCCUGCCGAUGACCACAGGGAAGCACCAGGACAGCACAGUGUGUGCAAGGGAGGGGUGCGUCCCGCUUCUGCAUCCUGGCCUCAGUCCUGCAGGUCUGCAGUCCGACCUGGCCCGGUCCCUUCCUGCACCAGGGGCUCUCGCCUGGUUCCUUGCCCCGCUGAGUUUGGGACCCGUAAGCCUGGAGCCUCCCGAGGCCCCGCUCUCCAGCAGCAGCAGCAGCUGCAGUCACAGCACGGG
Messenger RNA from Heterocephalus glaber (naked mole-rat), 2818 nucleotides. RefSeq names its product DMRT like family B with proline rich C-terminal 1 (gene Dmrtb1). Gene Ontology annotation, cellular component: nucleus. Gene Ontology annotation, molecular function: DNA-binding transcription factor activity, RNA polymerase II-specific; RNA polymerase II cis-regulatory region sequence-specific DNA binding. NCBI's taxonomy places the organism in Eukaryota, Metazoa, Chordata, Mammalia, Rodentia, Bathyergidae. The record is from RefSeq and is a predicted model, not a curated record. Gene Ontology annotation, biological process: sex differentiation; regulation of transcription by RNA polymerase II; germ cell development.